Sphaerodactylus townsendi is the source of this 951-nucleotide messenger RNA. It is a transcript of the gene MRPL36, whose product is annotated as mitochondrial ribosomal protein L36. The record is from RefSeq and is a predicted model, not a curated record. Gene Ontology annotation, molecular function: structural constituent of ribosome. The coding region runs from base 133 to 477 and encodes 114 amino acids. The transcript has 2 exons. Gene Ontology annotation, cellular component: mitochondrial large ribosomal subunit; ribosome. NCBI's taxonomy places the organism in Eukaryota, Metazoa, Chordata, Lepidosauria, Squamata, Sphaerodactylidae. Gene Ontology annotation, biological process: ribosome biogenesis; translation.
ACCCCCGAGGGUGGAGAUCAGCAGCACCGCCGGGGCGUCUCUCUUCUCCCCGCGGCCCCCGUGCGCAGGAGGCGGCCUAUUUGACAGCCAGAGCGCUGCACCCCAGUUGUAGUUCAGUUGCGUUUCCGGCCCAUGAUGUUGAUCGACAUGCAAGCGAUGGCCUCCCUGCUGUUGCGCACCCUGGCUCCAGCCCGCCUCCUGAACUGCCCUGCAGCCUCCCGCUCAUACUUCUCCUGGCUGCCAGCCCGUUUGCAAACCGCCAGUCCGUUGCAGGCCCACACCGCCUCCCAUCUGGGCCCUGAGAAUCUGCUGUGUUUUCUCACAAAACACCCGCUUCCCAUCCUGCAGCCUGUUGCCAGCUUCAAAAGCAAAGUGGCUCUCAAAAAGCGGUGCAAGGACUGCUACUUCGUCCGCAGACGGGGCCGUCUGUACGUGUACUGUAAAACUCAUCCUAGGCACAAGCAGAGGAAGCUGUAACUCAGCUGCCUGAUGGGGGAGAGUCACAAGUCAGCCAUUUUCACCAGUUGAUCCUUUCUGCAGAAAGCGUAUGACUUUUGCACAAAUUACAACCGUGAGAAAUAUGGAAUUAAUUAUUCAGGUUGCAAGUUCUGCCAUAUGGUAUGAUAAGCCUUAAAAGAAAAAAAGAUUGAUUUGUUUUAAAAGGAUUACUAGAGUGCUGUGUUUUAUUUAUUAUUUAUGUAUUCUUUCGAUUUAUUAGUCACCCUCCCCUGAAGGGCUAUUUACAUCAAAUAUUUUUGUUCAACAGAUGCUGGUAAAUUCAUACUUUCAAUCUGAAUUCAAUUCUUGAUUUCAGUAGGACUUCCAGACAAUAUGUUUAGGAUCAUAGUGUCAAAACAAAGCAUAUGACCCAGCCAAACAUUAUGCACCCUUAUUUUCCAUGUGGUUAACUCUCCCUUGUUAAAAUAAACAAUUACGUCGUUGUUCUCAGAA